Vicia faba (fava bean) is the source of this 291-nucleotide messenger RNA. The record is from the annotation of a GenBank genome assembly. Lineage: Eukaryota; Viridiplantae; Streptophyta; Magnoliopsida; Fabales; Fabaceae.
AUGGCGACCGCCGGAGGUGGAUUGUUCUGGUCGCUGUAUGAAGGGAGCAUAUCUGGUUAUGACAACUGUGUUGAACGUCGACCUUAUCACCAUAAAUGUCGUUGUCCACUUCAUAGUAAAAACUCAUGCAUAAACUACAAUCACAAGCUUCCAAGGUGUAACAACACUUUUUCAUAUCCAAUGAAGAUGAAACGGACCAGUUUGGUCUUGACAACUGCUGUUGGAGAAGGAAGAGGAGGAAGAACCGAAUCAAAUGCUUUUUUAAUUGAUUCAAGGUUUGAUAAGAAUUAA